Molecule: messenger RNA, 615 nt
Organism: Fraxinus pennsylvanica
Lineage: Eukaryota; Viridiplantae; Streptophyta; Magnoliopsida; Lamiales; Oleaceae
Source: the annotation of a GenBank genome assembly
AUGAUUAUGUUUAUUAGGGACGACAAAUCCUUGUCCCUCUUCCCAUUGAAAAUUAUCAGGAGGGGUAUCGCUAUUUUUAACUGGGCUGUUUUUUCUUGGAAGAAAGAAAAUCUUGAAAAUCUUGAUAUGGAGAACACGUUGGGUUUGCUUAGAAUCACUAUAAAGAGAGGCAUAAAUCUUGCUAAAAGGGAUGUCCGAAGCAGCGAUCCUUACGUUAUUGUUCAGCUGGGAAAGCAGAAAUUAAAGACUCGAGUUGUGAGAAAGAGCCUCAAUCCUGAGUGGAACGAGGAACUGACGCUAAUGAUUGCUGAUCGUAAUCUUCCAAUCAAGUUGGAAGUUUACGAUAAAGAUACGUUCAGUCUAGAUGACAAAAUGGGAGAUGCAGAAAUUGACAUUAAAACAUUUGUAGAAGCUGCAAAGAUGGACUUGCAAAAUAUCCCAAGUGGAUUCAUAAUCGCAAAAAUAAAACCAACCCAAGAAAACUGCAUAGCCGAAGAAAGUUCUAUAAUCUGGGAAAAUGACAAAGUAAUCCAACAUAUGUUGUUGAGACUUAGAAAUGUUGAGUGUGGCGAAAUUGAGCUCCAGUUGCUGUGGAUAGAUAUCCAUGGUUCGUGA